This is a messenger RNA of Paramormyrops kingsleyae, 4534 nucleotides long. RefSeq lists its product as uncharacterized. Gene Ontology annotation, molecular function: actin binding; phosphatase activity. Gene Ontology annotation, biological process: negative regulation of actin filament polymerization; protein dephosphorylation. NCBI's taxonomy places the organism in Eukaryota, Metazoa, Chordata, Actinopteri, Osteoglossiformes, Mormyridae. The record is from RefSeq and is a predicted model, not a curated record.
CCGCCAAAGCACAUGUCUGCGGCUCCUCCCUCCCGCUUCGCCUUUACGCAGCAGAUACAAGCGGCGCAGUCUGUCUCCGGGAAGGCAUGUGAAGCCAGUGGAAAAUACCGAUCCGGUUUACCCAGCUGAUUGUAAACGUGUUUAUUUUAUUUAAGGAAGAUAUAGCUAAUUUUGGUGCCCUUAGUCUGUGCCUCCGUGUUGGCAUUUACACUGCUACCCUGGGCAACUAUAUGUUGACACAGCAAACUGGAAAUAGUUCGAGGUUUAUACGUACGUUUUUUUUUCUUCUUGAUAAGUCGAGUCGGAUCCGCUGUUUCUCACCUCGGUUGACUUCGUCUCGUCUCUCUCUGUUUGAGUUGUUGUGGUUUAUUUGGCAAGAAACCCGGAUUGCCUUUAAAACGUGGAUAUAAAACAAUUGAUCGAUACAGAAUAUCUUUAUCGGAUACAUACUGUAGUGGGAAACUUUUUUUCAACGGGAUUUAAACUGUUGUACAUAUAAAUAUAAGGCGGAGUUUUGCACCGGAUCGCCGGCGUCCCCGGUCUCCCAUUUUGCUGACUAGUCGCACUCCUCGGUCCAUGAGAGAUGACUGGUGCGGAGUGAGCAGAACCUCGUCUCGGGCCCCGGGCCCCAUGACCCUGGGUGGCUUGACUGCUACGAGGCGCUCCGCGGCGGCGGGCUCCUUCUGCUCCUGCUGCGGGGCCAAGAUGAUGCCGUAUUUCUGCGAGAACGCGGUGGUGUCUCACAGCCAGAUCAACCAGAUCAUCAGUGAGAGCUUCCUGACCGUAAAGGGUGCGGCCCUCUUCCUGCCCCGUGGACAUGGCUCCUCCCCUUCCUCUGUGUCGCACAUCACACAGCGCUGGAACAAACACACAGGUGACCUCCAGCAGCACCUGCAAACCAUGUUCACUCUGCUGCGUCCAGAGGACAGCAUCCGCCUGGCGGUGCGGCUGGAGAGCUCCCACCCCCAGUGCACGCGCUACAUGGUGGUGGUGUCCACCAACGGCCGCCAGGACACCGAGGAGAGCGUGGUGCUGGGAAUAGACUUCAGGUCCAGUGACAGCGCGUGUACUAUUGGCUUGGUGCUGCCCCUGUGGAGCGACACGCUAAUUCACCUGGAUGGAGACGGGGGUUUCAGUGUGUCCACAGUCAACAGAGUCCACAUCUUCAAGCCUGUAUCAGUGCAGGCCAUGUGGUCCGCGCUGCAGUCCCUCCACAAGGCCUGCGAGGUGGCUCGCUGCCACAACUACUACCCAGGCAGCCUGUUCCUCACCUGGCUCAGCUACUACCAGAGUCGCGUGGCCUCGGAGCAGACCUGCAUCAACGAGUGGAACGCCAUGCAGGACCUGCAGUCGCACCGUGCCGACUCGCCCGUGCUCUUCACCUACGUGCCAACGGAACGUGAACGUACUGAGAGGCUCAUCAAGAUGAGGCUGAGAGAGAUCAUGAUGCAGAAAGACCUGGAGAAUGUCACCUCCAAGGAGAUCCGCACUGAGCUGGAGAUGCAGAUGGUCUGUAACCUGCGUGAAUUUAAGGAGUUCAUUGACAACGAGAUGAUCGUCAUCCUGGGCCAGAUGGACAGCCCCACGGAGAUCUUUGACCACGUUUACCUGGGCUCCGAGUGGAACGCUUCCAAUCUCGAGGAGCUUCAGAACAGUGGAGUGAGGUACAUCCUGAACGUGACUCGGGAGAUUGAUAACUUCUUCCCCGGCCUCUUUGAGUACCACAACAUCCGCGUGUACGAUGAGGAGGCCACCAACCUGCUGGAAUACUGGAAUGACACCUACAAGUUCAUCUCCAAGGCCAAGAAAGCGGGGGCCAAGUGCCUGGUGCACUGUAAGAUGGGCGUCAGCCGCUCGGCCUCCACGGUGAUCGCUUACGCCAUGAAGGAGCACGGCUGGGACCUGGAACGCGCCUUCCACCACGUCAAGGAGCGCCGCGCCGUGGCCAAGCCCAACCCCUCCUUCAUGCGGCAGCUGGAGGAGUACCAGGGCAUCCUGCUGGCCAGCAAACAGCGGCACAACCAGCUGUGGCGCUCCCACUCGGACAGCGACCUCUCGGCGACACCACAGCGCCCCCGCAGGGUGCCCAGCAACAACAACAACGCUCUGCCCUCGCUGCCGCACUUCCUGGGGAUGGCCGUGCUGCAGGCGCUGGCCGGGGAGGCCGCAGGGACCGUGGCGCCGGCAGACGAGAGCGAGCCCCCUGUCACGGGCAGCUCAUCCGAGUCUAACAGCUUUGGCGGAUCUGUGGGGACCCCAUCCUCGCCGCCACUGGAGCGGCAGAAAGACCCCCUAUGGCUUCCUCCGGCAAGUCCGCCUGAAGACGGGACAGGCGGCUCAUCGCCGACACCCAACCCAGUGCUGCCUCUGCCUGUCCCUGGUCCUGCUGUUGAGCCGAAACUGGAAACCUCAGAACUGCAAAUGGCGGCUGCCAGUCGGUCGCAGCCAUCCACAUAUGUGCCUGAACAAAACUCAGAACCUCUUCCUGCAUUUGAGCCUGAGCCUGCAGUUUCCCAAACCUCAGCCAUAAGACCCAGCAAGUUGCUCAUACCACAGUCUAAGGGCGAGCAGAAUGGCAGCCCAUCAUCUGCUGGGACGCCCAUGACAGUCAGCCCUCUUGGCUCGUCAGGGGGCAGUUUGCUCUUGGGUCCUCAGAUCAGUGAUGACAAUAACAACCCCAGUGACACAGGUCUCACCGAUGUCCCGGGGUCCUCCCACCUCAGUACGGAUAGCAUCGACUUCUUUAGUGCCCGGGAGAAGUUUCUUAGCCUGUCUCAGGAUUCUCAGGCCUGCCUGCUAGCCGAACAGGCAUCUCCCCGGACAGCUCAUGCUAAAAGCCUCAGCCAGGACAUGCAGCCUCUGCUGGAGGACCUCAACGGCAUGCCAGGCCCCGAGAAGCAAGGCACGCCUGAAGACGGCAGGGAAUUUGCUUCUGAGAUUAGUCCUGCCCCCUCAAGACCUCAGAAGGAGAAUGGCGUCUCUGUUCGCCACAUUGUCACUGAACUGGAGUCUGUGUCCUACACUGUGUCCCCUGUCAGCCAGCUGGGGCCCCGGGGCCCCCCUCAAGGGGAGGAGCCAGAGGUGGCAGGAUGCCAGUCACCUUCCUCACAUUCAGAUUCCCCUUCCUUGCAGCCUCCUGAUUUGCUGUCGGGUUCAGUGCGCCGUGCCACCAAACAGCUCGAGCAGAAACUGAAGCAGGAGCUGCAUCCUUCUGGGCCAUGCCUGCCCACCUCCCCCACGGCGAUGGGGAGUGGCUCUGUCCCUGUCCCACAGGAGAAGGGGUGCAAAAAUGGAGCAUUUGUAUGUCAGCGUGCAGGAAUCCCUGACCUAUAUGCCUCCCAUCAGCCCAACGUCACCGUGGAUGGCCUGCUAGACUCAGAGCCGCUUCAGCUGACACUGCGCUUGGCAGGUGCGACGGAGCAGGAGACCAACACGGACGGCGAAUUGGAGGAGACGCCCUGGCAGGCAGACCGACUGACGUGCAGCAUCCAGGACCUGAAGAAGAUCCAGGAGACACUGCGGGAGCUGCAGGCCUUCCUGCAUGAGGCUGGAGAGUCAGGAGGCGUGGCCAAAGCCAACCCGGAAGUGCCUGAUAGAGGGGAGGCGGAGCCUGACACAGACACCCUCCAGCUGAGAGCGGUGGAGCUGGAGGCCCGGAUCCGGCAGGCAAGCCUGACCCCCCCGUCCUUGAUGAAGCGCUCGGCCUCUCUGGCCGAACUGGAUCGCCUGGAACUCUCCACCAAUGACCUGAGCAACUGGGACCGCUGCUCUCCUCCAGCCCCUCCCAGCCCUUCACAGCCCCCGCUGGCUCCUGCGCCGCAUGCCUGUCUCCACCCCACCCCGGACGAUGCCUCCAAGAAGCAGUGUGUCCUGCUGCUGUGGCCCGACCCAGUGGUCUCUCUCAGGACUGAAGGUUCCCAGAACCCAGACCCUGAUCCUGACAGCCCUCAUUCGCCCCCCAACAGAGAAAGGGGCGGGGCACAGGAUGCGUGCGUGGCAGUGCGGCUGCCACAUGGCAGGACCCACCCCCUGCGGCGGCCCAGGAGGGCCGCGGACAAAAAGCGAGCAGCGGUGUUUGUGUACAACACCAUGUGACCCAUGUCAUGUGACCCACCUCAUGGCUCUAGUAAUCGUGAAAGUGUAUGGCCCACCUUCUGGAACGCUUAAGACAAUCGUUCCCUGGGUUGUUAGACUGUCUGGUGGAUGGGUGGGGGGGGGGGGAGGUUUGCUUUGGGUCAGACAGAUGUGUGUUGUGUGUUUUAGUCUGCAUGUGUGAGAUGCCAGUAGGUCUGCACUGUGGCAGUUACAAAAGAGAGAAAAUCAGAAAUGGGCGUGGUUUCUCAAAAUGUGCACUUUACUCUGUGUUUUAUGUGUUUUUUUUACAUGGGGGACUUUUUAAUACAGUCAGGGAUAGCUUGUGUGUCUUAUGUAUGUAAUGUACAGAAAUGUCAGGUGUUCCGAUUUUUAUUUUAAAAGCUUUUUCUUUUUUUAUUGUGCUUACACUGUGACUAUUAAAGAUCUAAAAUUAAAUAAA